AGUUCUCAUUGAAAAUAGGAUCGGGUUUGUACACCCUUGCAUUCAUUUUGAAGAGAAUGGCCUCGACUACAGUGUCCAGAUUCCGAGAACUUGGAAAGAAAAUUGUUGCAGUCGGAAGAAAUUAUAAGGAACACGCCGCUGAGCUUGGGAACGCCGUCCCGACAAAACCCAUUCUCUUCCUGAAGCCCACCACCUCCUACGUCACCCAGGGACAAAACAUAAAGAUUCCACCAAACUGCAAGUCUCUCCACCAUGAGGUAGAACUCGGCAUUGUGAUCGGUAAAACUGGGAGCCACAUCACAGAGGACCGAGCCGCAGACCACAUCGGGGGCUACGUCCUGGCCCUAGACAUGACCGCUAGGGAUCUACAGGACGAGGCUAAGAAAAAAGGUCACCCAUGGACCCUAGCCAAAGGUUUUGACACUUCCUGUCCUAUAGGUGACCUAAUUUCCAAAGACAAACUACCGAAUCCAGAAAAUGUUCAGCUGUGGCUAAAGGUCAACGGUCAAACCAAACAAGAUUGCAACACCAAAGACAUGAUCUUCAACAUACCCUUUUUGAUAAGCUAUAUCAGCAAGUAUUUUACGUUGGAGGAAGGUGACGUCAUUUUGACUGGUACGCCCUCAGGUGUAGGGCCAGUGGACAAAGGGGACGUAAUCGAUGCCGGGAUUGGAGAUGUCUCUUCUUUUAGAUUUCAAGUUGAAUAAAAGUAAAUUUUAGAGUUUUG
This is a messenger RNA of Magallana angulata, 727 nucleotides long. RefSeq names its product acylpyruvase FAHD1, mitochondrial-like. The coding region runs from base 57 to 707 and encodes 216 amino acids. Gene Ontology annotation, cellular component: mitochondrion. Gene Ontology annotation, molecular function: acetylpyruvate hydrolase activity. Lineage: Eukaryota; Metazoa; Mollusca; Bivalvia; Ostreida; Ostreidae. The record is from RefSeq and is a predicted model, not a curated record. The transcript has 5 exons.